AUGCGUUAUGAGCCAACCUUCUUCCAGCGAGGAUGGAAAGCCAACUAUACCCUUAUGGGAACACCCAGUAAUGAGCUAGAUGACGCUUGGGACGAUAUUUUGCAACACUACUAUUCAGAGGUUCCCCACCAAUUCAUGGAAGCACUUGGCAGACUCGACGAAGGCAUUCGGUUAGACAAUGGGAAUUAUAUUGCGACCUACGGUGUUAUGCACCAGAUUCAUUGCUUGAAACGCAUUCAUCACGCAUUCUACCCUGAUUACUAUUAUACUGAGUGGACAGAGAAGGAAAAGUCAGCAGAACGCAAACACACCUACGAGUCCCCGCUAACGAUGAGGUGGCUUGACGAUACACCUGAACCGAAUGGCAAUCCCGUUAUAGCUCACGAGUGUGUGAACUGGGACCUCUUGAUGGACGAGUUUACUCGCAAACGCGUUGAUCCCAGUGUAUUUGUGCAUCCGAAAUUUGGGAAACCAUGGCAAGGGAACGCGUAA
Molecule: messenger RNA, 492 nt
Organism: Diaporthe amygdali
Lineage: Eukaryota; Fungi; Ascomycota; Sordariomycetes; Diaporthales; Diaporthaceae
Exons: 5
Coding region: 1-492 (163 amino acids)
Biological process (GO): mycotoxin biosynthetic process
Source: RefSeq, a predicted model, not a curated record